AGGAACGCAGAAAGGUAGUCCUUAGCAACGGCGGAUAAACAUGAGUUAUUACAGCCUCAGGUAAGAAGAAAACGCACCGCUCUCACUUUUCAUAACUUUUUAUGCGUUUUCUGAGCAAGAGGCGAGUCGCCAAGGUGACAGUGUUUUUAUCAGGUGAAGAACGGAGCAGAUCGUAACUUUUGAGGCGAGUCAAAAGACGACUUGGGCUAAUGCUACGGGCUAACGUAUAUAACGUUACGUGGCGAUCAGCAAAUUUUAGGAACUUACGUUGAUAAACCAAAAGCGUCCAUCAAUAAACACACAAAUACCGUCUUGCGUGCAUUGCAUCGCCCUUGAACGAGUCGCUAAAAGGAAAGAAAGAUACUUGAUGCAUGUUUGAACCCGCUCGCCCGAUGUGCGGAUCGAGUUUUCAACUGCAUUCUUGUGAAGUAAUGUCAUCAAAUAAGGUAAAAAAAACCCCUCUCCGAUAAAAAAAAAACAAACUCUCCGAAUAAUCAACUUUAACGACUUGCACAAGGGCAUUUUUGUUGUCAUUGAGUUUAAAAGCGGGCCAAAGUGCAUCAUUCCCCCAUUUAGUAGUCAGCAUGGGGCAAGAAAUUGAUGUUUGGAUCUUAAAAAUGUAUUAUUUCAUCGUGGCAUUUGCGUAUUACCCUUAUAUUGUUGCCGUGUGAUUUGACAUGAUGACUGUGUAUACAGAUGCCACAUACUUAUUACUGCUUUUUUUCCAUGCAAUUACUCCCGCCGGUGAGCCCCAUGCGUCCUCAUCAGUUGACUUGUGUGUCACCUCGUCUCUGAAGACACAUACAUAAACACACAUUCAGGUCUUUGGCGAUUGUCACUCUUACAGAAACAGAAGGAUGCUCGUCUCCUAGUAACAAGAUAUACAUUUUGAGACGGCAAAAGUAAUGAGCCAUGUGUAAAAAAAAAUGGAAAAAAUGGAUGUGAUGGAAGUGAAAAAGUCUUAUGAAAGUAUACUUCCCUGGAGAGCACGCACACCUCGGGGUUUUCCCUCCUAAUGGAUUGCCGGUGCAUCGCAUGGAUGUCAUGGCAACCCUCCGCCACCUCUUGAGCCAGUCACUCCCCUUAGCACCGCACAUUACGAGUUGGCAUCACAGGAAUGAGCGUCGUUUCAAGUCAGGAUGGAAUCUCGGCCCGUCUACAGUCGCUGGUCGUACAGGUUAGACGUGCAAAUCUUUGUAGAUCAGCUGUAGCUUUGGCUCUAAAACUGGGUCCGGAAAUAUUAUUUAACUUAAAUUUGAAUUCACUUCUGAGCCGUCCACAGUGAUCAUUGAACAAAAACUUUCUGACAAAGAAAUGCAUUCCUAGACACAUAUAGAAAUCUUCACUUUGCCAAUUGAAUGGCGGUUCGUUUGUGCUCCCUCGAAUUGGAGAACUUUGACAUCAACAUGUUAAGACUAGGGUUGUUCCGAUCAUGUUUUUUUGCUCCUGAUCUGAUCCCGAUCGUUUUAGUUUGAGUAUCUGCCGAUCCCGAUAUUUCCCGACCCGAUUGCUUUUUUUUUUGCUCCCGAUUCAAUUCCAAUCAUUCCCGAUAAUUUUUCCCUUUCAUAUACAUUUUGGCAAUGCAUUAAGAAAAAAAUGAAUAAAACUCUGACGAAUAUAUGCGUUCAACAUGCAGUACAUAAGUACUGUAUUUGUUUAUUAUGACAAUAAAUCCUCAAGAUGGCAUUUACAUUAUUAACAUUCUUUCUGUGAGAGGGAUCCAUGAAUAGAAAGACUUGUGACUUUGUAUAUUGUGACUAGAUAUUGCCAUCUAGUGUAUUUGUUGAGCUUUCAGUAAAUUAUACUGUAGCCAUGCCCAAAUGCAUGAUGGGAAGUGGAACCAUGACUGUGCGUAGUGCUACCAGUUGAUAUAUCUUCUCUGCGUUGGGAAAUAACAUAAGGUGUUACGAAAAGAUCAAUUGCUAUCUUGCUACCCCACAUAGCUUCCCAUGAUAUAUCUAAUUGUAGGGAGAGGGAUUGUAAGGCUUUAGCCAAUUAAAAAAAGGCUCCAAAGGCUGUCAAAAUUCACUCUACUCAUUUUACGCUGCCUUUUAUCCUUCCAUAUAGGAAAAACGUCGCCAUUACAGAUUGAGCACGACAAUGCGUGAGUGGGUCGUGCAGUGCAUGCAUUAAUUGCGUAAAUAUUUUAAUGUGAUACAUUUUUUAAAAAAUUAAUUACCACCGUUAUCGGGAUACAUUUGAUAACCCUACCUUAAGCCUUAACGAAAGACUCUGGAUGAGUGUAAUACAUUAUGUCUGUAACUUUAAAUACAAUUAGAAAACGAUUUAAUUAAAAAAAUAUAUACAUAUUUAAAAAAAAGGCAUGGCCGAUAUUUUUUUGCCGAUUCCGAUACUUAAAUGACGUGAUCGGACCCGAUCGAUCGGGAUAUCUCUAGUUAAGACUAUGUUAAUUAUGCUAAUGCAAAUUACAGAGAAACAUUGCUGUCAGCACAAUCACUACGGUUACAAAAGGCUGGUAAAAUACGUAUUGAUGCACUACGGCGAACAAGAGUCGAGAAUCGCCGCACUAAACUCUUUUCUCUCUACUUAUCUCUUUGGCAAACUGCCCCUUUAAGGCCUUCCAGCGCCGCCAGCUUCGUGUCCAGUUCUACAACGACAAGGUAAACGCACCCCCAAUUCACACCGUCACUGACACCUGCUGUGUGUCACUGGAAGAUGAGCUACUUUAGUACAAGUCAUUCAACGAUGGCUUCUAAGCAUUCAGACACACAUGAAAUAUUUGUCAUAUGAAACAAGUAGACUUAUUCCCACAGAAGAGCUCGCCCCAAAGUCCUCACUCCCUUGCUGUAGCCAAGCAACGCAAGGCCCUAGGUCCCCAACCGCGCCCCUGGGGCAUUUAGUCCUGAACUUCUGGGAGUCGCACUCACUUGUCUGGUAGAUUCAGAGACUUUUGUGAAAGCUAUUUUAUGGUUCUCAAUCCAUUCCCAUCUCAGCAGUGGAUUCGAUGACCCCAACAGCAUCAUGCAACAGAAGCUAGAAAAACAGAGGUCCUUGCUGGAGCAGAAGCAGCGGCGGAAGCGCCAGGAACCGCUAAUGGUUCAGCCCAACACGGAGGCCCGGCCCCGGCGGACCCACACGCGGCAGGAGAAAGACCAGGCGCCGCCUGUGGAUUCGCAUCUCGUCAACACCAAUGAAAUCAUCGUGGAUGGUAUUAGUGUUUCGACAGCCUACCACGGAUCCAAAUCUCCUAAAAAGGGCACAGAAGUUCAGAUUGUGUCCGUGAAUCAGUCCCAGGGCCACACUAUAGCUAAGUCUAAGGCUCGCCCUCCCCCGCCUCCCUCCCCCAAUGUGGCCGCAGGGGACGCGGCGAAGGCUGGAGACGCGGAGAUCGUGCAUCAUCCCAAGACGGACAUUCAUGAACUAUUGCGGAAACAAGGUUUGUCAGGCAGUAUGAACUUUGAUGAAUCCAGUGAGGACAAUGACGAAGAGCGGCCGGAAUCCCCGACGCCCAACGAAGAGGCCACUAGGCCCGGCUCCGCCACCAGCACCAAGGGUCCAGAGACAGUCGCCAGCAGCUCGCCCUUAUCCAGGAGCUCGUCACACCUAGAAGUGUCCAACUUGGAGGAGUUCGUGUUACUUCCAGCUCCUCGCGGUACCACGGUUAGAUGCCGCAUCACACGUGACAACAAAGGCAUGGACCGCAACUUCUACCCCACCUACUACAUGCACAUGGAGAAGGAGGACGGCAAAAAGGUCUUCUUGUUGGCAGGGAGGAAGAGGAAGUAUAGCAAGACAGCCCACUACCUCAUUUCAGUAGACCCCACCGAUCUCUCACGAGAGGGCGAGAGCUUCAUUGGCAAACUGAGGUCCAAUCUUUUCGGCACUAAAUUCACCGUGUACAACAACGGCGCCAACCCUUUCAAGAACCAACCCGCCACGGAGGGCAGCAGCACUCGACAGGAGCUUGCUGCCAUCCACUAUGAAACCAACUUAAUGGGGAUCAAGGGCCCGCGCAAGAUGACAGUUAUCAUACCGGGAAUGGGUGACAACUUUGAGCGAGUGCCCGUGUGCCCCCACAAUGAGCAGGAGAGCCUGCUGAGCCGCUGGGAGAGUCACUCCAUGGACAGCCUGAUCGAGCUUCACAACAAGGCGCCGGCGUGGAACGACGACACGCAGUCCUACGUGCUCAACUUCUACGGACGCGUCACUCACGCCUCCGUCAAGAACUUCCAGAUCGUCCACGACGACGACCUCUGGCCGAGUGGCAGAGGACAUCUUCACGCUGGACUACAACUACCCCAUGUGCGCCCUGCAGGCUUUCGCCAUCUGUUUAUCCAGCUUCGACCACAAAAUGGCCUGCGGAUGAAUCGGACUCCGCCAAUUAGCGGGUGGACAUCGACUUCAAGACUCCACUUGCUCACUUGGGGAGCAAUGCCGCUCUCAGGAAAAACUGCCUCACCCUACAUCUUCAAUCAUUAUCCUUUUGUAUUGAAAGUGCAUUGUUCUUACCUUUUGCGUUUUGUGAAUAGCUUUUAUGACUUGUUGACAUGCAUGCAAACUUGCACAUAUUAUACGUACUGUAAUUAAAAAAACAAGAUCAGAAAAAUCACAUUUUUGUCUUCCCUGUCCAAAAAAAACAAACAGAAAAUCCUUUUUAGCAACAGCUAUUUUAAUAGAUUUGUUCCUUCACAAAAACAAAACUGUAGUGUAAGGAAAAUAUACUUUUUAACUAAAGUGCAAUUUUGUAGUGUGAACAUAAACAUCACAUUAAAGGGAAUAUUUAUGCACAAAUUGAAACUAGCAAUCCCACAAUAGCUUACCCAUUUUUAAAAACAAAGG
This is a messenger RNA of Corythoichthys intestinalis (scribbled pipefish), 4800 nucleotides long. It is a transcript of the gene tulp3, whose product is annotated as TUB like protein 3. Gene Ontology annotation, biological process: protein localization to cilium. The coding region runs from base 2983 to 4548 and encodes 521 amino acids. NCBI's taxonomy places the organism in Eukaryota, Metazoa, Chordata, Actinopteri, Syngnathiformes, Syngnathidae. Gene Ontology annotation, cellular component: cilium. The transcript has 10 exons. The record is from RefSeq and is a predicted model, not a curated record.